Messenger RNA from Austrofundulus limnaeus, 1539 nucleotides. RefSeq names its product meiosis specific with OB-fold (gene meiob). The record is from RefSeq and is a predicted model, not a curated record. The coding region runs from base 71 to 1462 and encodes 463 amino acids. The transcript has 14 exons. Gene Ontology annotation, biological process: resolution of meiotic recombination intermediates. Lineage: Eukaryota; Metazoa; Chordata; Actinopteri; Cyprinodontiformes; Rivulidae. Gene Ontology annotation, molecular function: single-stranded DNA binding; single-stranded DNA 3'-5' DNA exonuclease activity.
GUCGCGUGCGACGAUUGAGAAGCGGGACAAAGUCAGGAAAACGCAGUUUUGGCAGUCUGUAGAAAGUGAAAUGGCUGCUCUGAACUGCAUCUCCAUCUCUGAGCUUCACCCCAGCUUCUCUCAUCCAAAGGUGGUAGGAGUCAUCAUCGCAAAAACUGAUGUGAAAAGCUUUCCUGACAGAAGAAACACUGAGGUGAUCCGAUUCACUUUUGGCUUUACUGUAAAAGACUCGCCUGAUUUCUUCAUUAAUGUGUCGGUCUGGGGAAAUGAUGGCUACGUCAACGGGCUCGCCAACAGCUUUGGAAUUGGAGAUUGUGUCAUCAUUGAAAAUCCUCUAGUCUCCAACAAAGACCCAAACAAUGGAGACAAGUUCUGCCCUACAUCACCAAGCCACUACAGGCUGCUGGUGACAGAGGCUCACUCCCAGGUGUAUCUGUGCACUGACRUCGACACCGUCGACAGGCUGCUGCCGUUGAUCCACAUCCCCGUCAAGGACUCCAGAGACUUCUACUCUCUGGGGGACAUCGUGGCCAAUGGACAAAAGCUGGACGGCAGAAUAAUAAAUAUCCUGGCUGCCAUCAAACAGAUGGGCGAGAUGAAGCAGUUCACCACUUCAGACGGGCGCAGAGGGCAGAGGCUUGAAGUGAAGCUCUUCGACGACUGCGUCUCAUCCUUUCCCCUCGUCUGCUGGGACAAGGAGACCAUUCAGAUCCUUCAGAGCUUAGUGCUCAAGGAGACGGUGCUCUUCAUAGCCGACGCAAAGAUUAGCUUCGACAACUUUCGCAGCAGCAUGGUGGCCACGGUUAACUUGAAAAGCGUCGUUACCGUCAAUCCCGACACGAGAGAGGCCAGUCUGUUGUUGAGCUACGCUAAAGACCUGUCAGAGUCUGGAGCUCUGGAUCAGGACGAGGCACCAGAGGAUCUGCCCGUGGACUCCAUCACCGACGUGUACACGGUGAGGCAGCUGAAGGAGAAGGCCAAAGAUCACCCCGAGGUCUUCUUCGGCAUCACGUACAGCUUCAUCUCCAAACUGGACCUGGACUCAUCCGUUUCAAAGGUCGUCAGGASGCGUUGCUCCAGAUGUAGGUACCAGGUGGCGGAGGACACGCAGACCUGCACCAACCAGCUGUGUCCGGGGAGAGAUCAGGCUCUUUCAGCCUCCGCAGGCUUCGACCUGCUGGUGGACUUCACGGACCACUCCGGCACCCUGCAGGCCUGCAGCCUCCGAGGCCCCGUGGCAGAGCAGACGCUCGGCUGCACGACAGAGGAGUUCACCAGACUGACCGAUGAUCAGCGAACCACGCUGAAGUGGAGAUUUCUUUUGGAGAGGUGUAAAAUCUACGUGAAGAUCCUGCCGUCUACACGGACGAAGAGCGGGAUCAGAGGGACGAUCCUGUCCUGCUCUCUGGCUGAUCCUGGAGAGGUGAAGCAGAACAUGUCCGCUCUGCUGCAGCAGCUUUAAUCAGCAGAAACAGGAAGUCACGUCUGUUUCAGGGAUUUGGUUUUCCCACAGUUUGGUCAUGUUCAGACCACAAACAA